AUGGCUGACACGCACCCGCCACCAAUCACCGCCGCGGCAAACGACGCCGUGUCGGUUCCGUCGAAGGAGCGUCUCAGCACAAGAUGCUGCUACUGUCUCUGCAAAACCUUGUGGAUCUUUGUCGUCCUCAUUAUCAUCCUCGUCAUGCUUGUGAUUUUGGUUUUAUACAUCAUCAUCACACCCCGCUCCUUCAGAUUCCACGUCACUGACGCGAGGCUCACACAGUUCGAAUACACUGCAAACUCCACCCUUCGCUACAACCUCGUACUCAACAUCACAGCAAGCAACCCUAACAAGAAGCUCAAGAUCUACUACGACGUCGUUCAGGCCCACGCGCUCUACGAGGGCGUUAGGUUCGCCACCACCGACGUCAACAUGCCCUGGAACUCCUACCUUCAGGACAAAAAGGGCACCAACCUUUUCAGCGCGGUUUUCUCGGGACAACGUGUGAUGGUGUUCGAUCGGGACCAGGUUUCUCAGUUUGAUGAAGAUAACAAAGAUGGGGUGUUCCCUAUUGAUGUUAAGAUUCGUUUUACUGUGAGGUUCAGGCUUGAAGAUUUUCAGUUUGGGUAUAUCUAUCCCAGAGGAAUGUGUGAACUUAGAGUUCCUUUGACUUCUACGGAGGAAAAGGUGGCUCCGUUUAAACCCAGCAAGUGCCAAAUUGAUUUCUGA
Messenger RNA from Sphenostylis stenocarpa, 672 nucleotides. The record is from the annotation of a GenBank genome assembly. NCBI's taxonomy places the organism in Eukaryota, Viridiplantae, Streptophyta, Magnoliopsida, Fabales, Fabaceae.